CUCUAGUCAUCAAUUCCUCCACGUUCGAAGAACCGUGAUUUGAUUCCAAGAUAAAAGAUCAGGCUCGAUUCCCUUUCCAGUCGUUACCAUCCUCCGUCAGGAUGAAGACGGAGGUAUUUUGUCUGCUAAUCUGUCUCGGUGCAGUUACUUCCUUAUCGAGAAAAGAGGCGGCAGCGGAGCAAAGCCGUAGGAAAGUAGCGUUGCCAGCGUUGCACAAAAAGCAGACUGUCCCGGAAGAGCUAGGAGAAUACGACGAAGAUGAAUUUCAGGAUCAAUGUCCUGAACCCAACGGCUAUUUUCCUGACGCGGAACAAUGCGAUAAGUAUUAUGACUGCAGGGAUGGCAAACCUAUCGAGAAACUUUGCCCGGACGGCUUAGUAUUCAACGAUUUCAGUCCUCAGCACGAGAAAUGCGACUUGCCUUUCGGUAUCGAUUGCUCGAAACGACCGAAAUUACAGAAACCACAACCGUCCCCCCAUUGUCCACGCAUGCACGGCUACUUCGCGCACGAGGAUCCACGAAUAUGCAUCACGUUCUAUUACUGCGUCGAAGGGAAGUUCAAUAUGAUCACCUGUCCAGACGGUUUGGUCUUCUCCGAGAAGACUGGCAUCUGCAAUUGGCCCGACGAGGCGCAGAAGAAGGGCUGCGGUUCUAGAGAACUAUUCAAUUUCACUUGCCCGAAGGUCGACGAUUCCGUGGCUGCCACGCAUCCUCGAUACCCUGACACUGAAGAUUGCCAAUACUUCUAUGUCUGUGUCAACGGCGAGAUACCUAGGAGAAACGGUUGCAAAUUGGGACAAGCCUUCGACGAGAGGACUGGCAAGUGCGAUUGGGCCAGAAAAAUACCCGAAUGCAAGGAUUGGUACAAAGGUCAGCUGACCGACGAGGAAUUAGAUGCACUAGAGAAUCCACCGCCGAGACCGAAACCAACUGGUGGCCAUAGCAGGAGGAAAGGCGCUAAACCAACGUAGUUUUAAGGCUGAACUCAUAUGUAGAUUUUAAUACUCAUUGACUUCUUAAAUAUCACCUGGAGAAUAAAACGAUUUUAAUACGA
Molecule: messenger RNA, 1054 nt
Organism: Megalopta genalis
Lineage: Eukaryota; Metazoa; Arthropoda; Insecta; Hymenoptera; Halictidae
Gene: Cpap3-b
Product: cuticular protein analogous to peritrophins 3-B
Cellular component (GO): extracellular region
Molecular function (GO): chitin binding
Source: RefSeq, a predicted model, not a curated record